Ostreobium quekettii is the source of this 1026-nucleotide messenger RNA. The record is from the annotation of a GenBank genome assembly. NCBI's taxonomy places the organism in Eukaryota, Viridiplantae, Chlorophyta, Ulvophyceae, Bryopsidales, Ostreobiaceae.
AUGGCUGGGCGCCCCCUGGUGGGCUCAGCCCGCGCCCGUGCCCAUGGGCCGCGGGAGCUGCGCGUGGUGAUGCAGGCCGUGGCCACCGACAAGAGCGUCAAGAAGGUGGUGCGGCCGCUGUCGCUGGAGGAGGGCGACAUGCCGAUGAACACCUUCAAGAACAAGCAGCCGUUCGUGGCCGAGGUGGUCUCCGUGGAGCGCAUCGUUGGGCCCAAGGCCACGGGGGAGACGUGCCACAUCCGGAUCAAGACCAACGGGAAGAUCCCUUUCUGGGAAGGGCAGAGUUACGGCGUCAUACCACCGGGCACCAAGAUCAACAGCAAGGGCAAGGAAGUUCCCCUUGGAACCAGGCUGUACUCCAUCGCCUCAACACGUUAUGGUGACGACUACGACGGCCAGACCACCUCCCUGUGCGUGCGCCGGGCUACCUACACAGACCCGGAGACUGGCAAGGAGGACCCAUCUAAGAAAGGGAUUUGCUCCAACUUCCUUUGCGAUGCCAAGAAGGGAACCAAGGUCAACAUGACAGGCCCCACUGGCAAGGUACUGCUCCUUCCUGAAGACAAGAAUGCUGUUCUCAUUAUGGUCGCCACCGGAACUGGCAUUGCACCAUACCGAGCGUUCUGGCGCCGUGCCUUUUAUGAGGAUGUGCCCCAGUACAAGUUCACUGGCCUGCAGUGGCUGUUCAUGGGUUGUGCCAACAGCGACGCCAAACUGUAUGAUGAUGAGAUUCAGUGGUGUGCAAAGAACUUCCCUGACCAGUUCAGAGUGGACUAUGCUCUGUCGCGGGAGCAGAAGAACAAGAAUGGUGGAAAGAUGUACAUCCAGGACAAGAUCGAGGAGUACUCAGACCAAAUCUUCGAUCUGUUGGCCGAUGGGGCACACAUCUACUUCUGCGGACUGAAAGGAAUGAUGCCAGGAAUCCAAGACAUGUUGCAGCGCGUCGCCAAGGCCAGGGGACUGAACUUCGACGAAUGGUUGAAGGGUCUCAAGGAGGCUGGCACAUGGCACGUGGAGGUGUACUAG